GACUCGCAUCAUGGCCAACCAGCGGGAAGAAAGAUUCACCUAUGAGGAUUACAAGCGGACAGCAGAUUGGCUCCUGAGUAAAACCAAGCAACGGCCCCGAGUGGCUAUCAUCUGUGGCUCAGGACUUGGGGGGCUGGCUGACCUCCUAAAGGACCAAGUUGUGUUUGAAUAUGCUAAGAUACCCAACUUUCCCCAAAGCACAGUUAUAGGCCACGCUGGGAAGCUGGUGUUUGGGAAUUUGAGUGGGACGCCGACGGUGGUGAUGCAAGGUCGAUUCCAUAUGUACGAAGGCUACCCACUGUGGAAGGUGACCUUUCCAGUUCGGAUCUUCCAUCUGAUUGGCGUUGAAACCCUCAUUGUCACCAAUGCAGCUGGGGGGCUCAAUCCUGCUUUCAAAGUCGGGGACAUCAUGGUGAUCCGGGACCACGUCAACAUGCCUGGAUUUUCCGGGCAAAACCCUUUGAUGGGACCGAACGAUGAGAGGUUCGGUGUCCGCUUUCCAGCCAUGUCGGAUGCCUACAAUGAAGACUUGAGAAAACUGGCUGUUACGGUGGCUACUGAAAUUGGCUGUUCUGGCUCCAUGAGGGAGGGGGUCUACUGCGCCCUGGGAGGCCCCAACUACGAGACCAUCGCCGAGUGCCGUUUGCUGCAGAGGCUGGGGGUCGAUGCCGUCGGCAUGAGCACGGUCCCUGAGGUCAUUGUGGCCCGUCACUGCGGCCUCCGGGUUUUUGGCUUCUCCCUCAUCACCAACAAAGCCGUUCUGGACUAUGACACCAAAGAGAAGGCCAACCAUGAAGAAGUCUUGGAAGCCAGCCGCCAGAGCGCCCGCACCCUUGAGAAGCUGGUCUCCAUGAUGGUGCAGCGCAUCGAAGGCAACAACAACCUAGCCUAGGGGCCAUCCAGCUCACGAUCCUCCAUGUGACUUUGGGCAAGGAGAGAAUAUGCUUCUUAUUAAAUCCUGCUGCUAAGAUUCCCGCUCUUGGGUGCGAUGCAGACAUUUUGGUCUGGAAAGUUGCCAAGAGUGGAAGUAGCAUCCUUUUAAUCCUGCCUACUGUCCGCCUCUGACCAAGAAGCCCUUUUUUUGUCUGCCUGUUUUUGUCCUUCCUGCCUGUUUUUGUCCUUCGGUGUGUUGCUUCUGCAUGUUGGUAGUUCCUGUCCCAUUU
This is a messenger RNA of Protobothrops mucrosquamatus (brown spotted pit viper), 1163 nucleotides long. It is a transcript of the gene PNP, whose product is annotated as purine nucleoside phosphorylase. Gene Ontology annotation, biological process: nucleoside metabolic process. Gene Ontology annotation, cellular component: cytoplasm. The record is from RefSeq and is a predicted model, not a curated record. Gene Ontology annotation, molecular function: purine-nucleoside phosphorylase activity. The transcript has 6 exons. NCBI's taxonomy places the organism in Eukaryota, Metazoa, Chordata, Lepidosauria, Squamata, Viperidae. Bases 11 to 892 code for a protein of 293 amino acids.